Messenger RNA from Molossus molossus (Pallas's mastiff bat), 1356 nucleotides. It is a transcript of the gene MTFR2, whose product is annotated as mitochondrial fission regulator 2. Gene Ontology annotation, cellular component: mitochondrion. The record is from RefSeq and is a predicted model, not a curated record. NCBI's taxonomy places the organism in Eukaryota, Metazoa, Chordata, Mammalia, Chiroptera, Molossidae. Bases 54 to 1148 code for a protein of 364 amino acids. The transcript has 7 exons. Gene Ontology annotation, biological process: mitochondrial fission; aerobic respiration.
UAUCAAGAAACUGAUAAUGUUUCUUUGAAUUUUCUUCUGUGCCUGCUUCAUCAAUGUCUCUCAUAUUGCAUAUCUUAAGAGACAUACUGGAAUAUUUUGGUAUUCCCAUGGAUCAGGUUUUGCAGAUUUGGGGAAAUAAAGGCUAUGGAUCAGCUCGGAGUAUUGUUCGUAUUAUUGGGAAAUAUCUUCCUUUAGAACCUUGUCAAAGGCCUGAUUUUGAGUUGAUCCCACUCUUGAACUCUGUAGACUCUGGUAACUGUGGAUCUGUAGUUCCAUCUUUUGCUGAUAUUUUGUGUGUGGCAAAUGAUGAAGAAGCCAGUUAUCUCAGAUUUCGAAAUGGUAUAUGGAAAAAUGAGGAAGAGGAAAAAGGUGAAGCUCUCCAUCCUGUGCAAUUAGUUUGGGAUCCAUUGUCACCUGCUCUAAGACAUAACAAACCACUGAAAAAUUCUCAGCCUGUAAAUGAAGCUGCAAUUAAAAAAAUAGCUGCCCUUGAAGAUGAACUAACUUUUCUUCGCUCUCAGAUUGCUGCCAUUGUGGAAAUGCAGGAACUGAAAAACAAUGCAAAUUCUGGCUCCUUUGACUCGACUGAUGGGCCUGCUGGUUUGGGAGAAGUGCCAUCCUCAGGGACUGCUCGACUGAGCGUCAAACCAGAUCCAUCUGCAAGUUCAGGGCUUCCUGCUCCUCCUCUCCCCCCGCCACUGCCCCCUCAGUUUUCCUCUCUACAGCCUCCAAGUUUUCUUGUGCAGCCAGGAUAUAAUAGUAUUUAUGACUCAGACAAUUCAGCAACUGAAAUGACAAAACAGUACCCAGGUGCUAGUAAGUCCAAUUAUAGUCGUCAUUCAGAAAACCAGGAAAAGAAAGAUGUUCCGAACAUGUUGGAUGUUCUAAAGGACAUGAAUAAGAUUAAACUUCGUGCAGUUGAACGGUCACCUGGAGGCAGACCCAUUCAUAAAAGGAAAAGACACAGUUCACAGUGGGAUCCGGUGUCUUUAAUAUCCCAGGCACUUAAGCGGAAAUUUGCGUUCCAAGAAGAUGAUUCCUUUGAGAAAGAAAAUAGGUCUUGGGAGUCUUCUCCAUUUUCUAGUCCAGAAAGUUCAAGAGGGAGCUCUGAUUUUGGACGUCACAUUACACAGUCAGAAGGACAGUGACCCAAAGGAAAGGUGACCAAGGUGUGAGCAGCGAAAGCCGAGUCUGCACUUACUUACAAGGCAAGAUUGCAAAGAUACGCCAGCAUGUCUUGCACUAUGUGUUGAUGAAAUUAAAGGAAGUCUGUGCACUAGGACGUAUUAGUGCAGAGGUCUGAAAGUCUUGACUCUUAAGAAUACUCAUCUCUGGUUUUGGAAUAUCCAGCAGUUA